AUGACUUGGUCCGAGGCAACUCAAUCGCUGACUUGGGCGCUCAAUAGGAUCGGUGAUGAGCCGUAUACCCUGGGACUCUUCGAUACGGCAGGACAGGAAGAUUAUGACCGACUGCGUCCCCUUUCAUAUCCCCAAACCGACGUGUUCCUCGUCUGCUUCAGCGUCACCUCGCCCGCCUCGUUCGAAAACGUCCGCGAAAAGUGGUUCCCCGAAGUCCACCACCACUGCCCCGGCGUCCCCUGCCUUAUCGUUGGCACCCAGGUUGACCUGCGAGACGACCCCAGCGUCCGAGAAAAGCUUGCCAAGCAGAAGAUGUCCCCCGUCCGCAAGGAGGACGGCGAGCGUAUGGCGAAGGACCUGGGCGCUGUCAAAUACGUCGAGUGCAGUGCGUUGACGCAGUUUAAGCUCAAGGAUGUGUUUGAUGAGGCCAUUGUUGCUGCUUUGGAACCCCCCGCGCCCAAGAAGAAAUCCCACAAGUGUCUCGUUCUAUAA
This is a messenger RNA of Trichoderma aggressivum f. europaeum, 492 nucleotides long. RefSeq lists its product as uncharacterized. The transcript has 2 exons. The coding region runs from base 1 to 492 and encodes 163 amino acids. The record is from RefSeq and is a predicted model, not a curated record. Gene Ontology annotation, molecular function: GTPase activity; GTP binding; protein kinase binding. Gene Ontology annotation, biological process: establishment or maintenance of cell polarity; endocytosis; Cdc42 protein signal transduction. NCBI's taxonomy places the organism in Eukaryota, Fungi, Ascomycota, Sordariomycetes, Hypocreales, Hypocreaceae.